AUGGAUUUCGUCAACAAGCUCACCGGAAACAACAACGACGCCUCUGCCUCCCAGGCCCAGCAGCCUGAGAAGAAGGAGUCGGGAGGCUUCAUGGACAAGCUCAACGGCAUGGCAGGCGGCGGCCGUGAGAGCGAGAAGCAGGAGGAUGGCCUCGACAAGGCUGUCGACAUGUUCCAGGAAAAGGUUCUGGGCCAGGGUCCCCAGAACAACGAAAGCGCUGCAGAGCAGGCGAAGGACGAACAGAUCAGCGACUUCAUCCGCAAACAGUACAAGGGCACCACCGGAAAGGACUUCCCUAUUGAGGACAAGGACAAGAAGUACGGCUUGUAA
Messenger RNA from Colletotrichum truncatum, 330 nucleotides. RefSeq lists its product as uncharacterized. Lineage: Eukaryota; Fungi; Ascomycota; Sordariomycetes; Glomerellales; Glomerellaceae. The record is from RefSeq and is a predicted model, not a curated record.